GGGUGGGAGAAAGUCUCCAAUUCCCUGAAAUUCACACGCCACUUUAUCUCUCUCUUCAAAGGCCCCUUCUCACUCCGUACUUUUCUUUUAGCGUCCAGACUCCGGCAGAUAGGAGGAGCUUCCGAUUCAAUCAUUCAAUGGCGAACAGCAAUCUUCCCCGCAGGAUCAUCAAGGAAACUCAGCGGCUUCUCAGCGAGCCAGCACCUGGAAUAAGUGCUUCUCCAUCCGAAGAGAACAUGCGAUAUUUUAAUGUGAUGAUUCUUGGUCCAACACAGUCUCCUUAUGAAGGAGGCGUUUUCAAGCUGGAAUUAUUUUUACCUGAAGAAUACCCAAUGGCUGCUCCUAAGGUUCGGUUCCUCACCAAAAUCUACCACCCCAACAUUGAUAAGCUUGGAAGGAUCUGUCUUGAUAUUCUUAAAGACAAAUGGAGUCCUGCUCUUCAGAUACGAACUGUGUUGUUAAGGUAUUCAUGUUUCUGGUAUCUCUACGGUUUUGCUGACUAAUCAUCUUCCCAUGUAGAGUUUCUCUUACACACUUGGUCCUAGCUUUUUGUCUACUUGGUGCUUUUUGGAACAUUGCUCUGCAUUAUAGGAAGCUAAUUUGUCUGUGAGCUCUAGCAGAAAAAAGAGAGGACUGUGGCAGUCAUUUAGAGUAAAUGAAAGAGAUAACUAUGGAUUUGAUACUGGUGUUUCACUUAGGCUCUCUCUCUUUCCAUGAAAAUAUUCUCUCCGUCUUGAUUUAGUUCACUUUCUUUAAAAAAGCAUUUUUAAGAAAUGGGUUUAAAAAUGUCAAAUAAAAUCUUCAAAUGAGUUUGUUAUUCAUGUCAAGUUGUCAACAAUGCUUAUACCAUAUGUCUAGGAUAUUUUAGACUAUUUAUAAUAAUUUCUUUAAUAUAUAUGGAAAGUGCACAACUAAUUUUGGACAAACGGAAAUAAGAAACUAGGCAAUUAAAUCCGGGCGGAGGGAGGAGUAUGUUUUAUUUCGAAACAUUUUCCAGAUUUUCUAGAAGCCGUUAUCCUUAAGUAGUUUUUAAGAAUUUAAAUUUUCCUAUAUUUCUGGGUCAAAUAUUAUACAGAAAAACAACUAAUUUUCCAGAAUACAUUUUCCUCGAUUUCAUGGAAAAUAUUGUUCACUGCUAGUAUCACAACUCAGUUUUUAACCAUCAAAUGGAUCCUUAGAAUUUCCCCUUUUUCUUUAGCAUUAUAAAGUGUUAUCUCCUCCCCCAUCCCAUUAAAAACUGCACGGCACGACUGAUUCAAGCUGCCUUGUCAAUGCCGAAACUUAAGGUACACAUCAUAAGUUCGAGAAAACUCACGCGGUUUAGGUCUGCUAGGAGAAAGACUUUUGUAGCGCUUCGUAACCUUCUGUUUGCUCCGGCUUCGACAACUUUGUCCACGAGUAAGUGUAGGAGAUAAACAUGUAGAGCUGAUUAAGACUUUGCUGGUGGGGAUAGUAGUAGUAGCAAACAAAAAAACCUUUUUGUAGCAAAGGAAUGGACACGUUUGUAUGCUAAUGGUGCUUGAAGGUUGUCGGAAUGAAAUGAAAUGCUUUGCAUAUAGAAGAAUGUGAAGUGUAUUGUAUUCAGCUGGUGCCAAGGACGACGCUUUGUGGAACAAAUUGUUGUUUAAGUAUUGUUUCUACAUGAUGCUUUACCCUCAUCUUUCUUUCAGAGAUUAUUUUCUGGAUUUUCUUUUAGCCAAAAGGAAAGACAUAUGAAAAGAUUCUUUUUAUGGUAAAUGAAAUUGCAAUGUCUUAUUUACCACAUCCAUUCCAUAAUUUUCUUCAUUUUCAUUUCCCAAAAUUUACUCCCACCUUUAAAUAUAGAAUCGGUUCAUGUUGGAGGAAAGAAAAUUUGUCUUUGUUU
Molecule: messenger RNA, 1864 nt
Organism: Cuscuta campestris
Lineage: Eukaryota; Viridiplantae; Streptophyta; Magnoliopsida; Solanales; Convolvulaceae
Source: the annotation of a GenBank genome assembly